Molecule: messenger RNA, 1194 nt
Organism: Venustampulla echinocandica
Lineage: Eukaryota; Fungi; Ascomycota; Leotiomycetes; Helotiales; Pleuroascaceae
Exons: 2
Coding region: 1-1194 (397 amino acids)
Source: RefSeq, a predicted model, not a curated record
AUGCCAUACAACACUCGUCGCAAAUCGCUGUCGCUGCCAUCCCUGGGCAUCCAUCUCCCCGUCACACAUGCUUCACGCGCAGCCGCACGACUUUCGCCGCCUUCGACCGUCCCAUCCUCAACCCCAUCCUCAAACUCGGAUGAUCCUCCGGCCAAAAAAAUAAAACGAUCGCAUGACGAUUCGGACUCGCCCUCGCGAUCGAUGUCGACCCAACGCGCGCCCGUCAAGGUCAAGUACGAGCAUACUCCGCCCCCAUCGCCAGAAGCCGAGGCCCCGGAGCUGGAUGAAGAAAGCUCGCAUCAGCCUGUCGAGAUCGACUUGGAAGGGAUCAAUGACGAAAUAGUCGAGGCGGUUAUCGUGCAGCUGCAAAAGUCGGCGAAUAGGCCCCAUUUAGUCAAGGAACUCGCGGCUAUCUUGUCGCAAAAUGUCAAAAUCGUGGAGCAAUCCGCGAACCCGUCCGCCAUCAUCUCGUCGCGACUUUCCUCCUACUUGAAGCGAUCGUGGACAGCGUUGGCGCCUUGUCCGGUGGCAAAGGAACUAGAGACCGUACAUCCACGACGCACAUAUUUCUACCUAACGACGUAUCGGCAUCAACCGAUUCCAGAUCCCUCGACCGUACAGUUUCCCCAGCGCGCGAUAAUAUCUCCAGCGCUGUCAAGCAUUGCCUCGAGAUCCGACGAGGCCGACGCCGAACGAAGACGAGAGCUGUCGCCCUCGCCCGAGGUCGACCUGUCAUCGCCGGAAUUCGAAGGCGACGAUGCCAUGACGCCACCCACCCCGACCGGGUCAUUUUCUGGCCGCCUAGAACCAGUCAUACGAAAUAACCGCGCGUCAUCACCCCCCCUAGAAAAGGACGAGAAGGAGUUUACACAGACCGCGAGGGGAAUGCAAAAGCGAAAGUUAACUAGAGAUAUACAAAUGAGUGGCGUCCCCUCGGACAUGGAAGAUCAUCCGAUGAAGAGCCCGGAUUCCGACGCGUUGUUUGGGGAUGGAAAGCAUCUUAAUCCCGCCCAUACCGGUAUAUUCGUCAGCAGUCCUGCCAUGAAACCCAGUUUUACCAUAGGCGGGUUGAAAAGGGGAUUUGAGGACUCGAGUAAUUUGUGGGUGCGCAUCGAAGGUGUUAUGGAAUGGGACAUGCGGAGUCCUGAAAACGUUGAGCUCGAUGAGCUGGAUUGCAUGUUCGACGAUUUCUGA